Molecule: messenger RNA, 2823 nt
Organism: Nothobranchius furzeri (turquoise killifish)
Lineage: Eukaryota; Metazoa; Chordata; Actinopteri; Cyprinodontiformes; Nothobranchiidae
Gene: ccn3
Product: cellular communication network factor 3
Biological process (GO): signal transduction; cell adhesion
Cellular component (GO): extracellular region; extracellular matrix
Molecular function (GO): heparin binding; integrin binding
Source: RefSeq, a predicted model, not a curated record
CCCUCCUCUCCAGAGUCCUGAGACACAACAGCAGAGAGAGUCCGACCUGCUACAGCACAGCCAGGAGGGUAGAUCAGACCCCCAAUCUCAAGACUCAACAAAGCUGUUAGCGUGUAACGCAACAAGAUGACAAAUCUUUUAGCUUUACUUGUUGCAACACAGGUUUUGACUCUAGCCCGAUCCCAGGUGUGCCCUCGGAGAUGUCAGUGUCCUACAGAGAUCCCCGCUUGCCUUCCCGGGGUGCCCCUGGUCCUGGACGACUGCGCCUGCUGCCUGUUGUGUGCAGGUCAAAAAGGUCAAGUCUGCUCUGAGCUGAACCCAUGUGACACCCGUAAAGGGCUGCUGUGUAAUUACUCUGUCAACAUCCACAGGAGGACUGGUGUCUGUGUCGUCGGCGCAGGAAAUGUGUGUGUUUUGGAUGGAUCUGUGUAUCAGAAUGGGCAGAUCUUCUUCCCCAGCUGUAAGUACCAGUGCAUCUGCAGAGAUGGUCAGAUCGGCUGUGUGCCUCGCUGCAACUUGGAUGUCAUGCUGCCGGGUCCCGACUGUCCAGUGCCGCGUAAGAUCCAGGUGCCUGGAGAGUGCUGUGAGAAGUGGGUGUGUGAGCCCCAGACGGAGUCCAGUGCCCUGGGGGGAUUUGCAUUGGCAGCCUUUCGUCAGGAAGAAACCGUCAGCUUUAACGGGUGGGACCCCAGCCUGAACUGCAUCGAGCAGACCACAGAGUGGGGGGCAUGCUCUCAAACCUGCGGCAUGGGGGUGUCCACCAGGGUCACAAACAAGAACGAUCGGUGUGAGAUGGUGAAGCAGAGUCGUCUUUGUGUUAUAAGGCCCUGUGAUGAGCAGCAGGACCAGCUCACACAGCUUGCACCAAGGCUGAGAGGCAGUAGGUGCCAGAAGGUGGAAAGAAGCAACAACGCAGUUCACUUUUCCUACAAGAAUUGCACCAGCGUUCAGGCAUACAAGCCUCGCUACUGUGGCUCCUGCACAGACGGCCGCUGCUGCACCCCCCACAGAACCAAAACCAGCCUGGUGGAGUUCCUGUGCCCCAACGGUAAAAGCACCCGGAGGCCUGUCAUGGCCAUUUUGACCUGUGCCUGCCACAGCCACUGCCCCCGAGACGACGGCGUGUGGGAGCCAUCGGAGCUCACAUAUAGUGGCAUGAGAAUAUAGGAGGUUGUGAGUCGGGUGUAAACGGCUAUAAGCUGGCUAAGAAAACAACAAAACAGUCCACAUUAUACAAAAUAGUCAUUAAAGUGGUGGUGUGUAUUUUCCUGGUGCUAGGGGGAAGUACAUACAUUUCAGGGUAGUUUUACACCGUCUCAACGUGACUGUCGCUAGUUUAAAAAAAACAUCAUGGAAAGUGUUGUUGCCUGAGGAGCAGAAAGCAUGUGACCUCGGCGUGACUCCUCAGACUUUGAUGGACUUUCCUUUAAUCCCAUCGAGAGAAUGCAAUGCCGAUUGUAUUUUUCUGGCGUUGCGGUUUCUAGAUCUGCUCGGGGUCCUGAGCCUGCCGAUGACGUCAUCGGCCUAAAUAUAUUGCAUCUCGUUUUCAAUCUUGUUCUUGCACAUCCGUUUUGGAAAGAGUUUAGCAGUCUUGUUGUUAAUUUUAUGUUUCUUACUACCCAAAUGUUUCUGAACGUGGUAACGUCAUAAAGUCGUGCACCCGGCCAAUCACACAGUGUGACGUCAUAAAGAGGCACAGGAUCCCGAACCGGCCAGAAGGAAACGUGGCGUCUAAUAUUGCAUCCCACAAAGACACUAGACCCUAUGUACUUUUUUAUGGUUAUAUAUUACAAAGCCGCCAAACUUUUUCAAGGCAUGGACAUCAUUUUAUUCAUUUUCAACAACAUUUUGGUCAAUUUUUCCAGAGAUUAAAGGUAAAAUGUACACAUUGACACUUUAAUGUACAAGAGGCCUGUAAUUUUUAUUUUAGACAAUAACUUAAAAUUUCUGAAGGUUUUCAUAUUGUUUGUCUCUCCUGGAGAGGGAUUCAACUGUGUCAAAUCCUGUGGACAAGUUAGGUUUUUAAGAUUUUACUGAGAGCCAGAGAAGUACUUAAACCUUGUGACCUUCCAUUUCGUUAAACAACAUCAGCUCAGGAAGCAGUCUGAAAUUGAUUAGAGAGGAAUUAAUUAUAACUUUCACUCAAAAACACUCUUCAAAGUGGCCAUAAUGUCUCUUGAGAGACAACGUAUAAAGACAGAGAGCCUAAAAGCAGAGCUUGAGUUGUGAGAAUGUGAGUUUCUGCAGUUUAACUGGUAAAUACUAAAUUCACUAAAGUCAUUUUGAUCAACUUGGCCCUUCCUCCAUGCUGUUUAUUACAUAGAGAACAUUUUAUUUUAUGGUGUUUUAUGACUCAGGAGUUAUAUUUUUGCCCCAAACCCUCUAAUAUCAGAUGACACGUUUUCUGAUAUAACUGAAGCGUAUACAUGUGUACGUCCAUCCUUUCAAAGAGAAGAGUCUAACUGACAAUCAUUGGUCUAAAUUAUUACACUUCUUUAUACGUGCAUAAUCCUUGGAAAGUUGAGAAUGACAUCCGUUUGUGUAUGUUUUUGCAGAAUUUUUUGUACAUAAGUGUUGUCAUUAUAAUUGUUAGUUUGUUACAGUGCGUGUGUAUCAAAUACACAAUGUUAAUAAUGUAUAAAGAUGUCUGGUGUUUUUUCUGCUUUUAUUACGCUUCACUUUGCUUUUCGAAGCUUGAAGACAAAACGUGAUUUUUGUGAGGUGGCCUACAGGAUUUUAAUGUUUUGUGAGUGAAACACAAGAAGACAAGAUGAAAAAAGUAGAAGCAUAUUUCAUGAUUAAAGAUGACCUACAGUAAGUAAA